Messenger RNA from Habropoda laboriosa, 808 nucleotides. It is a transcript of the gene Prosbeta1, whose product is annotated as proteasome subunit beta type-6. The record is from RefSeq and is a predicted model, not a curated record. NCBI's taxonomy places the organism in Eukaryota, Metazoa, Arthropoda, Insecta, Hymenoptera, Apidae. Gene Ontology annotation, molecular function: threonine-type endopeptidase activity. Bases 56 to 754 code for a protein of 232 amino acids. The transcript has 5 exons. Gene Ontology annotation, cellular component: proteasome core complex.
AGCAUUCAACAUUCAACAGUCGACUAAAGGACUCUUUUAUUAAAAUUUAUUAAUAAUGGCACAUAUGGUGGAUAAUUUAAUUCAACCUAAUUUAGGUUCAGUUACUGAUUCUUUAGUUCCAGAAUGGCUUAGUUCAGAGCAAAGUACAGGAACAUCUAUCAUAGCCUGUGAAUUUGAUGGAGGUGUAGUAAUUGGAGCAGAUUCUAGAGCAACUACUGGAUCUUACAUUUCCAAUCGUUUUGCUGAUAAGUUAACUAAAAUCACAGAUUACAUUUAUUGCUGUCGCUCUGGUUCUGCAGCUGAUACUCAAGCCAUUUCUGAUAUAGUUGCUUAUCAUUUGAGUUUGCACAAAAUGGAGUUGGGCAUAGAGCCCCUAGUAGAAACAGCAGCAAAUGUGUUCCGUGAAUUAUGUUACAACUAUAGGGAUUCCUUAAUGGCAGGAUUCUUAAUAGCAGGAUGGGAUAGCCGUAAAGGAGGUCAAGUUUAUAGUGUUCCCCUAGGUGGUAUGUGUAUACGUCAACCAAUUUCCAUUGGAGGAUCUGGUUCAACCUAUGUGUAUGGUUACAUGGAUUCACAGUACAAGCCAAACAUGACAAAGGAUGAAUGUGUUAAACUAAUUGAACACACAUUAGCAUUGGCAAUGUCCCGUGACGGUAGCAGCGGUGGUGUUAUUCGAACUGGCAUUAUCACGGAAAAAGGAAUUGAAAGAAAAGUUAUACUGGGCAAUGAAUUACCACGAUUCUAUGAGGGGUGAAAAUCAUAAGAACUAGAUUUAAACAAAACGUUUAUCCAAACUUUAUUAUGUAUU